AUGGCAGCAAUGUCGGGUCCCCGAAUAUUCGUUGGCAAGGAGUCACAUCCUGUCACCACCCCAGCUGUUCGCUCACGCGGACCAGUCACUCCAGUUGAAAAUGGUGAUGGCACAAUAUUCGUAUCGAUUCCGUCCUAUCGAGACGGGGAACGUUGCGGAGAGACUCUGAAAGCCCUUUUUGAAAACGCAAAGAAUCCUGAUAAGAUUUUUGUGGGAUUAGUGGAACAAAACAACGCAGAAGAUAAAUUUUGUAUGGAACAGUACUGCAGUUCAUACGGUGUUCAAACAAUCAAGCGAAACAAAAUUCGGGAAGAUAUGUUCAAAGUUGUCGCUGAGAAGCGCCGGGGGGAUUGCCCACGCUUUGAUCAAAUCGGCUACGUUGCAUACCACAAUAUCAAUGCAAAGGGUCCUAUGUUGGCCCGAAGCUUGGCACGUAAAGUUUUGGGUAACGAAGAAUUUUGUAUGCAAAUUGAUGCCCACACGGACUUCGCAAAGGACUGGGACGAAAUUUUACGUGACCAGUGGAAAAGAACGAAAAACGAAUUUGGAAUCCUGUCAACUGUUCCACCACCGAAGUCAGCAAAGGCUGACUAUUCACCUGGAGGAUCAGAAGAAAACGAUGUUCCCCGCCAGUGUAUGGUAAAAUUUCGCGACAAUGGCUUUCCGGAUUACGAAUCGCCUGCUGAUGGUCGAGCGUUGGAACUGACGGAGCCACUUUUGUCCUUAGGAUGGUCUGCUGCUUUCUCAUUUGCCAAGUGCCAUCUGGAAGAGACUACGCCAUAUGAUCCAUUUUCUUACUAUGCCAUGCCCGUCGAACAGUUCUCUCGAUACGCUCGUUUCUGGACAAGAGGAUAUGACACGUAUACGCCUACAAAAAAUGUGGUGUUUCACGACUUCGAAUUGCAGGCGAACGGUCAUGGCAACAAUGAGUGGUUUAAGCGUCAAAGAGAUCGCUUUCGUAAGAUGGCAAUCAAGCGAGCGAAGACACUAAUUCAUGCCACAUAUCCGAAGCCGACGGAUGUAGAGCUGGCGAAUAUGGGGAUAUAUGGCCUCGGUAAACGUCGAACAUUGGAACAGCUGGCUGACUUUGCGAAUAUCGAUUUUACCAUACCACGUGGGAAUACGGGUGCAAGUUUGAAAUGUUCAGAUCUUGAAUGGGUGGCGUAUGAUGCAUCUAUUUCCCCGGUGGAAAAUUUAUACGACAAACCCGAUAAUCUUGAGUCUCAGCCCGAGUAUCCGAGGCGUACAAAGCUUGUCUAUUAUGAGCAAGUAGAAGAGCCGUUACCUCUGCCGGAAAUGACAACAUCAACAAAUAUUCGACCUCACGAGCAGGUAGUCGAUACGUUUGAGAAUGUAUCUGAAACGAAUACCAACUUGCCGUCAGCCUCCUUAAUUUUUGUUCUCUGGACCUUUGGUUUGAUUGUGUGGUGUGCCAUGUUUGCCAGCACUGGAUCCAAAGCGCAACGGCCCGCACGAAGAAAGAAGGCAGCAAUGGCAAAAGAUGUCUAAGAAAAUCUGCGCAACUAGUCUUUCAACGCAGUAAAGGAGUGGGUCCUGGCAGUUAGUAGCAUCCAUGAUUACGUAUCUCCUUUGGUAAAAUUAGGAUAUUAAGAAAUCGUGAUUAAGG
Molecule: messenger RNA, 1627 nt
Organism: Phaeodactylum tricornutum CCAP 1055/1
Lineage: Eukaryota; Bacillariophyta; Bacillariophyceae; Surirellales; Neidiaceae
Exons: 5
Coding region: 1-1509 (502 amino acids)
Source: RefSeq, a predicted model, not a curated record